This is a messenger RNA of Wallemia mellicola CBS 633.66, 288 nucleotides long. RefSeq lists its product as hypothetical. Gene Ontology annotation, biological process: mitochondrial respiratory chain complex II assembly. NCBI's taxonomy places the organism in Eukaryota, Fungi, Basidiomycota, Wallemiomycetes, Wallemiales, Wallemiaceae. Bases 1 to 288 code for a protein of 95 amino acids. The record is from RefSeq and is a predicted model, not a curated record. The transcript has a single exon.
AUGACGACGCGUAAAUCAGGUUUACAAUUAUUCACUAUAAGUUUAUACAGGAAAGCACUACGGAUGGCGCUAUCAAAACCAUUAGAAAUGAGAAAACACUGGAUAGCAUUCGUCAGACAUGAGUUUAGACAGUAUCAGGAUAUUAGUCCGAGGGAUGUACACUCCAUUGAAUACCUUCAACGAAAAUACUCGAAAAUGAUUGAAACAUACUCAAAUAGUUCUGUGACUUCAAUAAACUUAACACAAUUUGCUAAAAUUUACAUUCCAUAUAAAGAAUUUAAUACAUAG